AUGUGCAACGGCGGCAUCCGGAGCAGCAGAGCUGUGAGUAUUGCUGGUGUCUAUGUAGAAGCUACAAAGGAAAGGUACUCCAUCUACCAAGCUAUGAAAAAAGGCAUGAUCAGGCCAGGCACAGCAUUCGAGUUACUUGAAGCUCAAGCAGCUACAGGUUACGUCAUUGAUCCUAUCAAGUGUCUGAAACUGGCCGUGGAGGAUGCGGUACGAAUGGGCAUUGUGGGCCCAGAGUUCAAGGAUAAGCUGUUAUCAGCAGAGAGAGCGGUGACUGGCUACAAGGAUCCCUACUCAGGAAAGCUGAUCUCUCUUUUCCAAGCCAUGAAAAAAGGAUUGAUUCUAAAAGACCAUGACAUUCGUCUGCUGGAAGCUCAGAUUGCCACUGGUGGUAUUAUUGAUCCAGAAGAAAGCCACCGUCUGCCAGUGGAGACUGCAUACAACAGAGGUCUGUUUGAUGAGGAGAUGAAUGAGAUCCUCUCAGAUCCCAGUGACGAUACUAAAGGAUUCUUUGAUCCCAACACAGAGGAAAAUCGAACUUACCUUCAGUUAAUGGAAAGAUGCAUGAUUGAUCCAGCUACCAAUCUCUGUCUGUUACCCUUGAAAGAGAAGAAGAGGGAAAGAAAAACGUCAUCCAAGUCUUCAGUCCGUAAGAGAAGAGUAGUCAUUGUAGAUCCAGAAACUGGGAAAGAAAUGUCUGUGUAUGAAGCUUAUCGCAAAGGACUUAUUGACCACCAGACCUACAUAGAGCUCUCUGAACAGGAGUGCGAGUGGGAAGAGGUCACCAGCUCCUCGUCUGACGGUGUAGUAAAAUCAAUAAUCACAGACAGACGGUCAGGACGACAGUAUGAUAUUGAUGAUGCCAUUGCCAAAGGUCUCAUUGACCAAUCUUCCCUUGACCAGUAUCGCGCUGGGACUUUAUCCAUUACGGAGUUUGCUGACAUGCUCUCCGGUAACAUGAGUGGAUUCCGUUCAAGAUCGUCCUCUGUGGGCUCUUCCUCCUCCUACACUGCCAGCCCUGCAAAACGGGAUCAACUAUCGCCUUGGAGCGAUCCCUCUGAAGAGACCGGCCCGAUUGCUGGUAUAGUAGAUACAGACACAUUAGAAAAAGUCUCGAUCACUGAAGCCAUGCACCGCAACCUUGUAGACAACAUAACUGGUCAAAGACUACUGGAAGCUCAGGCGUGCACUGGAGGCAUCAUUGACCCCAUUACAGGAGAAAAGUUCUCAGUUGCUGAUGCAGUCAACAAAGGUCUAGUGGACAAAAUCAUGGUAGACAGAAUUAACCUGGCUCAGAAGGCAUUCAAUGGCUUUGAAGACCCAAGAACGAAGACAAAGAUGUCCGCAGCCCAAGCAUUGAAGAAAGGCUGGUUAUAUUAUGAAGCUGGACAGCGUUUCUUAGAAGUGCAAUAUCUCACAGGUGGCCUUAUUGAACCUGAAGUCCCUGGACGCGUCACUCUAGAUGAUACCCUCCGUAAGGGAACCAUUGACUCACGCACAGCUCAAAAACUGCGAGAUGUCAACACUUAUUCCAAAUACCUUACUUGUCCAAAAACCAAGCUGAAGAUUUCCUACAAGGAAGCUAUGGAGAAGAGCAUGGUGGAGGAUGGCACUGGUCUAAGACUUCUUGAAGCUUCUUCGCAAUCAAGCAAAGGUUACUAUAGUCCCUACAAUGCUAGUGGUUCUGGUUCAGCCUCAGGUUCUAGAAGUGGAUCUAGAUCAGGCUCAAGAAGAGGCAGCUUUGACGCCACAGGCAACUCCAGUUUCACAAUGAACUUCUCGUCUUCCUCCUACACCUCAUCCAACUAUGGCCGAAGAUAUGCAAACGUCCCUCAAGAUGCACCUUUUGACGCAGCAGAAUUGGCGAACGCACUGUUAACCCUACGUCUAAGCUGCAGCCAGGAGUCGAGAAGAGGGCUGGACACGCUUGUGGCCCUCGUCCCUGGCCUUGUAUAGAUAAAGCAAUAUGCACCCUAAAUCCAUGGACUUGAAUCCUUGUUCCUGCUCUGCAUGUGGUGAAGCUUUAAUGGACUUUAUUUUAUAAAUAUCUAUAAUUAUAUCUCACUUUAAGCCUCUUUCUAAUCGUACUUCACAGCAGCAGUGCCUGAAAUUUUAACCAAAAGUAGAAAAAUUUAAUGAUUUUAAGCAGCUGAAUGUGGUUCUUAUGAUAUAAUUUGUAUAUUGAGAGAUGACUACGAGAACACUAUUGCCCGAGUCUGAACCCUCGCUCUAACAGAUGCCAAUGCAGAGCAGCAACCACCCACCGCCAGCAAUGAACACUCAUCCCCCACCCCAAGAUUCGGCAUGCGGACUGGCACUACAAUAAUUGAAGCCUCAAUACCCUGAGAACCUCUUGCCUCCAACUGCUGCCUGUUGUCAUCCAUGAUGACCUACCUCCUGCUCCUUCUCUUGUAUGGACAGAAGCUGCAUCCUUCCUGCACUGAACAGUAGCUACGGCCGCACAGAGAUCCCACUCUCCCAGCUCAUCCUCCUCCUCAUCCCUCCUACCGUCUGCCCUUCAUUCUUGUCUUCCAGAGAUGUCCUGAAGCCCCAGCUGGUUUGAGUCCCACCACCACCGAUUUCGUGGAUUACCCCUCCUGUGAUCCUGGGCUCACCAUUUUCUGGACUCCCCAGCCCAAACUGGAGACCUUGACCCCCACAGAACCGCCUGUGCACCCCAGAAUCCAGAGAAUCUGGAUGUACCAUCUGCCCUGGGAUUCCCCCGGAUAGGGGCCUGACCCUCCCACCAUCUGAUGUUUGAACCUUCUAUCCGGUCUCCGUGGGGCUUCCUGCACGUUGUGUCCCCCCCCCCCCCUCAGACUUUCACUACACCCCGUCUUGUGUCCCCCUUUCUUUCUGUGGAGACCAUAGCACCGGCCAUUCUGUCCACUACAAGCCUGUCGACGUCUGUCCAGUCUGUGCACCAUGGGGUCCAGCAAUCAAGUGCAUGUCCUCACCCUGCCGAGCAGCACCGCCGACAUCGCAGCCAUAGCCUCACUGUGUCUCACCCACAUCCCACCCGCGGCGGCCUCCAUACUGCGGGGGUAGAGGCCAGCCUUCAUUCGUGUUCAUUCAGAUAAUCAAGGAUGACUAGCAAUUAGUGUUUCUAAUCAUGUAUAUAACGACCUCAGCGGUGUAACUGACCCUCAGAGGUGACGUCUGCUACCGGGUGUCACCACUGGGGGGUGCUGUACUAACACUAACGACAAACUGUACAUACAAAGAGCUGUUUGUUACCCAAAUCGUUCUGCCUCUCUCAAUGCAAAGAUUCAAGUAAACUGAUAUGAAGUACAAAAAAAAAAAAAAAAAAAAA
Bufo bufo (common toad) is the source of this 3310-nucleotide messenger RNA. Its product is annotated as plectin-like. NCBI's taxonomy places the organism in Eukaryota, Metazoa, Chordata, Amphibia, Anura, Bufonidae. The transcript has 2 exons. Gene Ontology annotation, biological process: intermediate filament cytoskeleton organization; hemidesmosome assembly; wound healing. The record is from RefSeq and is a predicted model, not a curated record. The coding region runs from base 1 to 1953 and encodes 650 amino acids. Gene Ontology annotation, cellular component: intermediate filament; perinuclear region of cytoplasm; focal adhesion. Gene Ontology annotation, molecular function: structural constituent of muscle; ankyrin binding; cadherin binding.